CAAGUGUCACUUAUAUCACAUUAAAUAACCCUUGUACCAUUCUCAAAACACACCAGCAUCCACUCAGAGCAUACAGGUCCACAGAGAACACCACAGAGAACAGGCACCACUCCCCGUGGGAUUGGUGCCUCAUGAGAGAAUCAUGUCAUUGACAUACACGCGGCAUCGUGUAGAUCAUAAUAUCUCCAAACAGCUGUGGGCCUCCGUUUCGCCAAAAGGGCAGGAAGUUGAUAAUGUCUCUGAACACCGCACAGCUGACACAAGACAUUGUCACUCCGAUCGUCGAACCACUAGCAGUCGCCAGUGCACAUGCAGCGAUGGCCCGACGAGCGGAUGCGAGAUGCGACGUCCCUUCCCCAGUCCCAUCCGACCCCCAUCACUUUCCCAGCUGACGUUCGAUGGCCUUGAUCUCGUCGGUGAGCGGCUGUCGGCGCUGGAUCUUGACGAGCUGGUCGGCGUCGGGCGUCACCUGGCCGGCCUUCACCUUGUCGGCCAGCUGUGUCACGUCCUUCAGCUUCUUCUUCAGGUUCUUGAGCCGGGUGCGCAGCUCGGCCUCUUCACUGGCGGACGGCGGCAGCUCUGGCGCGGCCGCGAUCGACGUCUUGGACAGCUGCUCCACCAGGCUCUCGUCAAUCACCGGCGCCGGGGGCUCGCUCUUCUCAGACUUCUUCUUCGGCUUGGACUUCUUUGGUUUUGCAGCAGGCGCUGUGCAAAUAGAAUUCCGGCCGGUAUCUCUAAGCGCGAUGGGACGCCAGCGGCGGGGUAGCGGCACGGCGGCGGCGGCGCGUGAUCGCCGGCCGGCCGAGGAGCCCAUGGAGGUGGACGCCGAGGAGCGGCCCGCCGACCCCGAGGAGGACGAGGAUGAUGAGGAAGAGGAGGGAGGAAUCCGCAUCGGCGACAUAUACCUGCCGCCGCCGCCACCGCCCGCCUGCACCUUCGAGAGCAACGGGCCGCGGCUGGUCAUUACGCACAUCGAAAAUGAAAACUUCAAGAGCUACCUCGGCAAGCAGGUGCUCGGGCCUUUCCACAAGAGUUUCACUUCUAUCGUCGGACCAAACGGUAGCGGAAAAAGUAACGUGAUCGACUCGAUGCUGUUCGUGUUUGGAUAUCGAGCUCAAAAGAUCAGGUCAAAGAAAAUCUCUGUCCUCAUUCAUAACUCGGAUAACAACGAGAACAUCGACAGCUGCACGGUCGCCGUUCACUUCCAGAAAAUCAUUGACAGAGGUGACGACGACUUCGAGGUGGUACCCAACAGCCAGCUGGUGGUUGCCCGUACCGCGUUCAGGGACAACUCCUCGUUCUACACGGUGAACGGCCGGCGCACCCAGUUCAAGGCGGUGGCGCGUCUGCUGCGCGCGCAGGGCAUCGACCUGGACCACAACCGCUUCCUCAUCCUCCAGGGCGAGGUGGAGCAGAUCUCACUGAUGAAGCCCAAGGCCCUCACCGAGCACGAGACGGGCAUGCUGGAGUACCUGGAGGAUAUCGUGGGAUCGUCGCGAUACAAGGAGCCGAUCGAGCUGCUCAGCCAGCGGGUGGAGCAGCUGAACGAGCAGCGUGCCGAGAAGCUGAACCGCGUCAAACUGGUCGAGAAGGAGAAGGACGAGCUGGCCGGGCCCAAGGACGAGGCGCUGGCCUACAUCCGACUGGAGAACAAGGUCACCUGCAGUCGAAACACACUGCUCCAGAAACACAUUUACGAGUGUUCUAAGAACGUGGAGAAGGCUCAGACGAAGAAGCAGGAGAUCGAUGACGGCAUGGCCGACAUCAAGAAGCAGCUGGAGGAGCUUGCUAAAAAGCGACAGGAGAAGGAAGACGAGAUGCGCAAACUGGGAAAAGAGCACGACAAGCUGUGUAAGCAGAGCGAGGAGCAGAACGAAAAGUUCAAACAGCACCAGACGGAUGACAUGCAGCUCGAGGAGAAUCUCAAACUCACGCGCGCCAAGAUGAAGAAACUGAAAACAGCACUGAAGACGGACAGGGAAAAGCUGGAAGGUCUGGAGAAGGUGCCGGAGGAGAACCGUGCCCAGAUCGAGACGCUCACUGAGCAAAAGGGCGGACUGGCCGAGGAGCGCCAGCGUGAGGACGAGAACUUCCAGCGGGUGAUGGCCUCGAUCAAGUCUGAGACGCAGCAGUUCCAGGACCAGAAGGACCAGCUGGAGGCGGAGCUGGGCGGCCUCAAGGAGACCGUCAACAAGACCAAACAGACGAUGGACGCGGCGCGGUACGAGCUGGACAUUUACGUCGGCAAUGAACAGUCAGAGAAGGCCAAGCUGGUACAACUGGAGACAGGUCUGGAGACAGCGCGACAGCACGAGGCAGAGAACAAACGACUUCUCUCGGAGCUGGAGCGGGAGGUGCCGCGCGCCGAGCAGCGGCUCGAGGCGGCGCGUACCGAGCUGGCCAGCACCGCCCAGGAGCUGGCGACAGCCGGCGAGCAGCUGCGUGUCGGCCGCGGACGACUGGAGGAGGUGCGAUCGGCACUGCAGUCCGGCAGGGGCCGCGGCGCCGUGCUGAGCGCCGUCAUGGAGCAGAAGCGUAACGGCAGCCUGCCCGGUGUGUUUGGACGGCUGGGUGACCUGGGCGCCAUCCACGAGAAGUACGACGUGGCCAUAUCGACCGCCUGCGGACCCCUGGACAACAUCGUGGUCGACAGUGUGGACACGGCGCAGCAGUGCAUCCAGUUCCUCAAACAGAACAGCAUCGGCACCGCCACGUUCAUCGCGCUGGAUAAGAUGGAGAAGUGGCGACAGCACACGCAGACGCCCAUCCAGACUCCGGAGAAUGUGCCUCGACUGUUUGACCUGGUCCAGGUUAAGGAUGAGCGAGUGCGCACGGCGUUCUAUUACGCCCUGCGGGAUACUCUGGUGGCUGAUGAUCUGACGCAGGCGACGAGGAUUGGCUACGGCCGCCAGCGUCAUCGCGUCGUCACACUGCGCGGUGACCUGAUCGAGACGUCAGGUACGAUGUCUGGCGGCGGUAAGAAGUCGUUCUGCGGCCGUAUGGGCACCAAAGUCGUCCAGGCCGAGGUGACACAGGCAGAGGUGGAGAGCGCCGAGGCAGACGUGAGCGGCAUCGCCCAGCGCGUGCAGGAGCUGAAGCGCAAGCACCACCAGCUGGAGGAGGCCGUGGAGGCGCUGCAGAAGAAGCUGGACAAGAUGCGGAUGGAGCAGCGGAAGCACACGAUGGACGCGCAGGCGGCGGCCGGCCAGCUGGAGCAGCUGGAGCGUCAGAUCGCCGAGCAGCGGGAGAAGGUGGCCCAGGCCACGCCCGACCCGGCCACCGUCAGACAAAUGGAGGCCCAGCUCAAACGGGCCACCAAAGAGUAUGAGAAGGCCGAGUCGGCGGCCAGCGCCGUCGAGGACCAGGUGAAGGCGGUGCACGCCAAAAUUAUGGAGGUCUCCGGAGGCAAGGUGAAAGCCGCCCAGAAGAAACUCGACGACGCCACCAAGAAGUUGGAAAAGGUGAGCGGUGACAUUGUCCGAUUGGGGGUAGCCAUCAAAACGGCCGAGAGGAAUGCCGUCAAGUGUCGGGACAAGAUCGCUGCGAUGGAGACCGAACAGAAAGAGGCUGAGGCGGAAAAACAGUCUCUGUGUGAUCAGCGGGAGAAGCUGGAGGAGACGGCUGCGGUAGCCAUCCAGGCCAUCAAGGAACUCGAGGACAAGCGGAAGGAGAUGGACCAGCAGCUGUCGGCGCUGAAGGAGGAGCGCGACACGGCAGCCGCUGACGAGGACAAGGUCAAGGCCUCCAAGAUCGAGAUCGACCAGGAAAUGGAGAAGUUUGACGGCGUCAUCAAGGAGAACAAGGCCAGAGCGCAGCACUGGAAGAAACAGCUGUCCAAGCUGGAGCUGCAGUCGGUGCCGGAGUCGGACCGCGCCGACGACGACAUUACGGAGCUGCCGCAGCUCUCGGAGGAGGAGCUGCGCCAGCUGGACGACGAGGCCGUCAAAUACACGCUGACAGUGCAGGAGGAGGAACUGAGCAGGCUGAAACCGGACCUCGCCGCGCUGGCAGAGUACAGGAAAAAGGAGGAAAUCUACCUUAACCGCGUGGCGGAGCUGGAUGCCAUCACUUCUCAGCGCGACACACAGAGAAAGUACUACGACGACCUGCGUAAACAGCGCUUAAACGAGUUCAUGGGCGGCUUCGCUAUCAUCACAUCCAAACUGAAAGAGAUGUAUCAGAUGAUAACACUGGGUGGUGACGCAGAGCUGGAGUUAGUCGACUCGCUGGACCCAUUCUCGGAGGGCAUCGUCUUCAGUGUUCGGCCUCCGAAGAAAUCAUGGAAGAACAUCACCAAGCUGUCUGGCGGGGAGAAGACGCUCUCCUCUCUCGCCUUGGUGUUCGCGCUCCACUACUACAAGCCCACGCCGCUCUACGUGAUGGACGAGAUCGACGCCGCUCUCGACUUCAAGAACGUCUCGAUCGUCGGAAAUUACAUCAAGGACCGGACCAAGAACGCCCAGUUCAUCAUCAUCUCGCUGCGCUCUCAGAUGUUCGAGCUCGCCGACCGGCUGGUGGGCAUCUACAAGACGCACAACGCCACCAAAUCGGUCACCAUCAACCCGGCGCUCAUCGGCCAGCCGGCCGCCGCCCCCGCCCCCGCCGCCAACGUGGCCGCCCCCGCCCCCGCCCCGGCGCCGGCCGCCGCAGCCGCCACGUAGAGGCACUGAAGCGACUGUCGGUGUCAGGCCUUACAGUUGCUGGUUCCGGUCUUAUGUGGAUAAUUUGAUGCCGUUUGAGAUGCAGUGUCAGAACAUACAAUGGACUCUAGGUGAAAUAGUAAACCCGCAAAACGGUGUAUACUGUAUAGCUUCAUUGCGCAUCGCGUCAUCUUCGCAUCAGUAGAUAAUGGUGGGGUAUGUAGGAGCAGUGACGGGCUUUGGAAUAAUGUUCACUAGCUGCUGCAGUCAUGCUUUAUGUGUGCUGGUGACGGUGCUGUGUUAGCACCGGCACCGAUCAGCAUUCCUGUGCUGGACGACCGUCUUCCAACCGAUGUCGCCCCGUCGCUUUCGUCAUGAACGAAACGCCGCCUUCUGCUUUCUGUCACGCUGUCUCGCUUUUAUUCAAUACAUGGCAAAUGUAA
Amphibalanus amphitrite is the source of this 5083-nucleotide messenger RNA. It is a transcript of the gene glu, whose product is annotated as structural maintenance of chromosomes protein 4-like. The record is from RefSeq and is a predicted model, not a curated record. The transcript has 23 exons. Gene Ontology annotation, molecular function: ATP binding; protein binding; ATP hydrolysis activity. Bases 399 to 4661 code for a protein of 1420 amino acids. Gene Ontology annotation, cellular component: chromosome. Gene Ontology annotation, biological process: mitotic chromosome condensation. Lineage: Eukaryota; Metazoa; Arthropoda; Thecostraca; Balanomorpha; Balanidae.